Messenger RNA from Anopheles darlingi, 3571 nucleotides. RefSeq names its product serine/threonine-protein kinase stk11 (gene Lkb1). Gene Ontology annotation, molecular function: ATP binding; protein kinase activator activity; protein serine/threonine kinase activity. NCBI's taxonomy places the organism in Eukaryota, Metazoa, Arthropoda, Insecta, Diptera, Culicidae. The record is from RefSeq and is a predicted model, not a curated record. Bases 243 to 1862 code for a protein of 539 amino acids. Gene Ontology annotation, cellular component: cytoplasm. The transcript has 7 exons. Gene Ontology annotation, biological process: glucose homeostasis; regulation of cell growth; protein phosphorylation.
CCAAAACAGAGGAAAAUUUUUCGCGUUUUUCGUGAGUUUUCGUGAAUUUUCGUGCGAUCCGGAGUUCUCAGAGUCCCCCCCGCACCUCCCGCCGUCGUCCGCGUCGAAAAAGAAGCGUGGAAAACCGUAGAAAAAGCAGAAAACCGGAGCGCGAAGAAAAACCAGAGCCCGGGCCACGGAAAACAUGAACGCGUAGAUCGUCGUCGUCGAUUCUGCUCCGCGGCCACUCCGAGGGCCUCGAAAUGAACGCCAGUCUGUCCACCGAAAGUCCUCCGGUCCACCCGCCGUCGGAAGACCGAUUUGCGUACGCCUGCGAGGAGCCGACGAGCGAGUCGGCCACGAAAACGGAGAGCCUCGAGGACGUCUACAAGACCUGCAACAGCCAGUCCGUGGUGGAGUGGAUUAACGACGACGACGAGCUCGAGCGGCUGGACCUGCCGAUCGGCCUCGAUCCGACCAGCACCGUCUUCAACCGGGUGGACAGUUCCGACAUCAUCUACCAGGAGAAGAAGAAGAAAUGCAAACUCGUCGGCAAGUACGUGAUGGGGGACAUCCUCGGCGAGGGCAGCUACGGCAAGGUGAAAGAGGUGCUCGAUUCUGAAACGCUUAGCAGGCGAGCGGUCAAGAUCCUCACUAAACGCAAACUGAGACGCAUUCCAAAUGGCGAGCAGAACGUCGGACGAGAGAUCAAGCUGCUGCGGAAGCUGCAGCACCGGAACGUGAUCGAGCUGCUGGAUGUGCUGUACAACGAGGAAAAGCAGAAGAUGUACCUCAUCAUGGAGUACUGUGUAGGGGGCCUGCAGGAGAUGCUCGACUCGGUGCGAGACCGGAAGCUGCCGAUGUACCAGGCGCACGACUACUUCGUGCAGCUGCUGGACGGUCUCGAAUAUCUGCACGGUCGUGGCAUCAUUCACAAGGACAUAAAGCCGGGCAAUCUGCUACUAACACUCGAUCACACGCUAAAGAUUUCCGACUUUGGUGUGGCGGAGGCACUGGACAUCUUUGCACCGACGGACGAGUGUACGACCUCGCAGGGUUCGCCUGCCUUCCAACCGCCCGAAAUCGCCAACGGCCAUGAGGUGUUCUCAGGAUUUAAAGUUGAUAUCUGGAGCACGGGCGUUACUCUGUACAAUAUAACUACCGGAUUGUAUCCGUUCGAAGGUGAUAAUAUUUAUAAAUUGUUAGAAAACAUAGGUAAAUGCGAGUGGCAACCGCCCGAAUGGCUGGAAUGUCGGUUGGCCGAUCUGCUGGUAAACAUUCUCCAAGCCGAUCCGGCAAAACGAUUCACCCUGCAGCAAAUUCGCCACCAUGAAUGGUUCCAGUUUGCACCGGUUGCUUCUAGCCCGCCCGUGCCGAUACCACCGCUAAAGGGCGAUUGGCAUCGGUGCUCCACCGUGUUGCCUUACCUGAUAGCACACCACUAUGAGGGCGAUCGCGAUAUGCCGGCCGUUUACUUCACCGAACACGAUAUCAACGAAGAAAUGGCCCGCCAGCGAUACGAGCAGGAACAGACGCUGCUCGAUCCUAACUAUCUCGGUCGGAUGGAGUCACUAUCGUUCAAUUCGGAGGACGUUAGCCUGCAGGAUGGUGGUUCACGUUACCAGCAGUACAUCACGACCGGUAGUACCGGUGGUGGUGGCGGCGGCGGCGGUCGUGGAGCCGGAUCGGAAAAGCGACCCUCGAGAAGCUUCUCGCUUUCGCCGAAACCGAGCCUGAGGCACACAGUUGCCGGUCCUAUGAUGGUACCCGGCUCCACUAGUAGCUCAACCGGUGCGGCCAACAACAGUAACAGCAAGCGGCGAACGCGAAAAACCGUUUCCUGCAUAUCGUGGCGCAAAUGGCCUCACUGUAGGCAAUCGUGAAUGCCGUGCAGUCGAGGUCUUGAUUGACAGAGAAGGUUGUAAACUCAGGUUUCGUAACAGUCCCCCCCCUUCACGCAUACACCACACAGCGAUACGAAAUCAUACUCUGGAUGGGCCCACUACCUUCCACUUUAGCUUUGUUGUAGUAGAUUUUCUUUUUAGCUUUUGAUGCAGCCUUAAACAUGGCCCAGGACGAUCAUCUAAGAACUAGUUUUCCUUUUUCAUACGCCCGUUUUACACACAUACAAAGACACACACACAAACCCACGGUUAGAUAGCAAUCGAUGCACCGGUUCAAUCUCGUCGCUGCCUUUUUAGUAUGGUUUGAUGCCGUUAGUUUCUAUUUUUGAUCCCCAUUUUUCUUCGCUGUCCAAUCAGGAACAGGUAGUAGCACUAGCAGUGGCCACACGAUGUAGAUAGUCCAAGAGGAGUCCCCUGUCGAAGGUGUUGACGGUUCACAUAGCAUAACCAAAGCGGUACACGGACGAACGUGUACCCUAUUCACGUUCAACAGAUCAAAUAUUAAAUAUUUAACGAUGCCUUGUCAGUGAGAUGCCCACCAAUACGUCAGUUCCGCCAGUCAGUUAUAGGGUUCGCGAGGGGUUUGUUAGACCGCAAAAAAACUUAGAAAAGAAACUCCAGCUCCGCUUGAAGUGUUCUACUAGAUUUUCGUACGCUUAUCGCUUCGUCGCAGGGACAUCUCAAUCGUCAGCAUGUUAAGCGGAGAAGUGGAGAAAAUAGGAAAUAGGCCAACGGAAACUCCGCCAUAGAGCACGGAUAAGUCAUACCCGUUUCCCUGCAUACGCGUGUGCCGGACUGUAUUUUUUAAGAAUGAAAUUGGUUGCUACGGUAACAAAUGAUCUGUGCGAAUGCGUGUGUGUGUGUGCAUGUGAGUUUGCGCGAGCGUACUAGACUAGUCAGCCAGCCAGCCAGCUAAGCUUAUAACGAGUUUGUCUUUGAAUCUUCAAGCAUCUUGGCAUCAUAGCAUAACUGAGAGUGGAGUUAGGUAACAAAGUUGGCCUUGGCCACGUAGGCCACCACCAUACCUAACCAGGCCCCGCGCGCCAUGGCCCCACAAUCCUGUUAGUACGCAUCAAUCAGUCUUCCUUGCCAUAAGAAAUAAAAAACAAAAAAUCACACAAAAACAGCACAUUAACCGCGACGAUAGAGCCACCUACGGGAUUAUGGAGCAACAUGUGUAAAAAGGAUGAUGGCUUUAAGAGAAAAAAAACUUAUAUAUACAACUAUAUGAUAUGGUUACGCAGAAACACACAGAUACACCCCCUCCCCCUACGUAAUUUACUGUUGGGCCACUGCGCAAGAUUAUGCCUAUGUAAAAGACAAACUGUUACUCAAUAUUAGGACGCAGGACGGCAAAGGUAAGGGCGAGGGCGAGGGUGAUAGGGAUAGAAAAUGGAUGAGAAAAAAUAAUAUAAGGUGGCGAGAUGUUUAGGUAAUGGACGGUCGAACAGCAAGACAGCAAAAAGCUAUAAUUUUGUAAUUUAUAGAAGAUGAAAAACACAACGUCGAUAAUAAAACCGAUCGUACGUGUGAACAGUUUAAAACAAAGCUUUUUUAAUUCCUUAUUUAGUGGAUCGUAGUAGCAGUCGAGACAUGCAGUUAAAGAUGGAGUCACGAAACAAACGAAUCAGCAGCAUCCCUGCAUCCCAGCUGCCUGCUUCCAGGCAUAAUACGGUCAAGAGUUCAGC